AUAAGACACAAUUAGACAAAAUUUGUGUGCUAGAUCCUGUGCACACAUGCAGCAUGUCAAGGUAACAUUUUGUGAAGAGAUAACCCAUGCACGAAACAAUAAUAAAUGUAUUUAGACUUUCAGGAUGUACAGAGACUUUCAACCAGCAUUCAGUAACAAAUGUUACAGGAAGAAUAACUUACAGUAGGCCCUACCCUAUGGGGUUCCAUACAUACAUACCAAAAACAUAUAAAACACAGGUAAUAACAGUAGACAUAGACAAUUGUAUUGUACAACCCAAUCAACACAUUUUUGACACAUAUGGAACCCCAUACAUAAUAUGGAACCCGAUAUAAAAUGGGCUUACAGUGCAAUAAAGCAUUUUAAGAGUUCAGCUUGCUGAAAAAGAAACAUUGAAUCACAGAAACAGUCAAGAUUGUAUCUUGUAUUACACACAUUUUUGAUAGACACAGGCUUGCUAACAAGAUUUAGUUUUUUUCUCCUUGUGUACUUCACACGCCAACCCAAUAGGUGGCAAAAGUGCACUUUAAGCUGGUUUUGCCAACCGCCAUAAACACAAGAGAAGAACACGAAUUAGACAUGGCGGCAGAAGACGAGUCGGAGGAUUAUUUUUUUAGAGAGAUAGAGAAAAACAAUGGGUCUGUUUUAAGAAUGUAUCAGUGCAGUAAAGGAGACGUGGGCUGUGUAGUAUGGGACGCUGCUAUUGUUUUAUCAAAAUAUUUGGAAACGCAACAGUUUUACAAUGUUGAGUCUGAUGCUAGUACAUGGUCUGCCAAAAACAUUAUUGAACUGGGCGCAGGAACAGGACUCGUGGGUCUCGUGGCUGCCACUCUAGGGGGAGAAAAUGUGGAAGACUUCCUACCUCAUCCUCAUUACAUUCUGAUGGCUGACUGUAUCUACUAUGAGCAGUCUGUAGUGCCUCUAGCGGAGACUCUGAAACUCCUCGCUGGGCCUGAGACAUGCAUCAUCUGUUGCUAUGAGCAACGCACUGUUGGUGUCAAUCCUGAGAUGGAAAAGAGAUUCUUUGAGCUACUUCUGCAAGACUUCCAGUCAGAAGAGGUCCCACUAGAAAAACAAGACUCAGAGUUUAGCAGUCCUGACAUUCAUCUCCUUCAUCUGCGACGCAAAGCCAUCUAAAGCCGUGAUUUUAUAUUUGAUAUAGAAAAUAUAUCAAAGGGUGGUUUGUUAUGUGUGUCAGGUUUUAGCCAUCCUAUUUUUCUUUUAUGUUUUUCUUAUCACCAUAUUUUUUUCACAAUCUUAUUCACCUUACAUAAAUGGAAGCUGCCUAAGCCAGUUUUAAAGUGAUUGUUAUGUGGUUGAGGGAGGUUACUCUCAGGCCUUGUCAGAAAAACAAAUGUACUGUAAGUGAUUUAAGCUGAUGUGUCUAUACAUGCACAUGCAGAUUUAUAACAAGUAAAUUUAAACAAUGCCAAAAUGUUGCGUCUUAAAACAUUUCUGUCAAUGCUAUUUAAUAAAAUGCCUUACAAAACUGACAUAAAUGACCAGUUUCAUUAUCACUGUCCACUGUUGGAGCUGCUUCAUCUUUCGAGUUGCACAAAUAGACUCUUGGCAAUUGUCAAGAGAAACUUUGGCUUAAAUGUGACUGUGUUUUCUACCUAACAUCAUCCUAAAAAGGACAUUCUGUAAAAAUAUAGCCUUGGUCUUUAAAAUUGAGUCAAUAAGGCCAUGUCAGAGUGGUCAACUGGUAUUGUUUUGUGCAAAAUAAUGAAACAUAGUGCCAAUAAAAUAUUUGAAAAAUUCAGUAUCAUUCUAUCAAAAAUCUAAAAAAGAUCUAUGUUAGUCUAUCAUUUACAGCAUAAACAUCAAUUUUUGUCAUAUGUGAGUCCAUAAAACCCAACUAAAGUCAUUCUUUGUUGUUUACUGUUUUCUACACAAUAUAAAGAACAUUAUGUGUAAAUAUAACCUUGAUAUCUUUAUUGACUGAGUAAGGUAAUCUCAAAGAUUGAAAUAGUGAUAGUAAUAUUAAUGGUUGAAAUGAAACUUUACUCUGAAUUUUACAGACAGGGUCACAAAUAUUCUUUUUGUUUUUGUCAAAUAAGUUUUUAUUGAAGACACAAAUUAAGAAGAGUUACAAUCUUACAUAAUUGUCUCUUUUACCAUAAACAUACAAACAAAUAAGAGAAAAUAAAAGGAAAAUAAAAACAUUAUUUAGCAAAUCACAUGAGUCACCAACCCUCCCCUACCCGACCUGUAUUAUUUUAAUUGUAGAAUACAAUGAGAAGCAUUAAGGCAUUACAUUGACAAGAGAUGCAUUAGUCCAUAGAAUUUCCAUCAAGAUAACAGAAAAAGGGGUGCCAGAUUUUGACAAACUGUUCAUAAUUAUCCUUCAAGCAGUAUCUAAUUCUAGGGUCACAAAUAUUCUUAAAGUGCUUUGCUGUAAUAAGUAUAUGAUGAAGAUCAUUAUGGACAGCGUUUGGCCUUUUUCUAACUGAUACCUCACCCUCAGUUGAUCUCUGACUUUGAUUUCCCAGUUCCGUCAGUUUGUAACUUUCAACACUGGAACAUUUC
Triplophysa rosa is the source of this 2529-nucleotide messenger RNA. RefSeq names its product valosin containing protein lysine (K) methyltransferase (gene vcpkmt). The transcript is spliced from 4 exons. Gene Ontology annotation, molecular function: protein-lysine N-methyltransferase activity. The coding region runs from base 580 to 1137 and encodes 185 amino acids. Gene Ontology annotation, biological process: peptidyl-lysine methylation. The record is from RefSeq and is a predicted model, not a curated record. Lineage: Eukaryota; Metazoa; Chordata; Actinopteri; Cypriniformes; Nemacheilidae. Gene Ontology annotation, cellular component: cytoplasm; cytosol.